UUGCCCUCUUCGUUCCCUCCCAUGACCCAUCCUCCAAGCUCUUCAUUUCUCGAGGGUAAUUUCGUCCCAACGCAUUCUCCCACCUUUGACCAUCAAGAUAAGAAUUAAACAACCCAAUCCUCGGCCUUGCUUGCUUUGCUUUCCUUCGGCGUGAAACCCAAGUUGCCUUUUUUUUUUAUUGAUUUGGAUUCUGGUUUCUUUUUCAUUUCUGGGUGUCUUAAGAGUUCCGUCAAAAAAUUUUGUUUCUUUUUUUGGUUUUUGGUUGUGGGUAUGCUGGUAGAGAGAAGGAGAGUGAUGACAUGGAGAAGGGUGGGGAAGUCUCUGCAGGCGCUGGUUGCCCAUGUCUUGCUCUUCUCCUUCACCCUCUUGCUCGCCCUCAAGCUUCAUCAUGUCCUCUCUUACUCUUGGUGGGUUGUGUUUUCCCCUUUAUGGCUUUUUCAUGCAGCUGUGGCGCGUGGUAGGUUUUCUUUGCCUGCUCCAUCGAUGCCUCACGAUCGCCAUUGGGCUCCAUUUCAUGCUGUCACGUCAACGCCAUUGCUUGUUGCCUUUGAGCUACUUUUGUGUAUACAUCUUGACAGCAGCUAUGUUGUUAGUUUGAAGAUUGUCUUUCUUCCCCUGCUUGCAUUUGAAAUAGCUAUUCUGAUUGAUAACAUCAGGAUGUGCCGAGCUUUGAUGCCUGGAGAUGAGGAAAGCAUGAGCGAUGAAGUGAUAUGGGAAACCCUUCCUCAUUUUUGGGUUGCAAUAUCUAUGGUCUUCUUUAUUGCUGCCACAACUUUCACUCUUUUGAAGUUAUGUGGUGAUGUUGCAGCUCUAGGCUGGUGGGAUUUAUUCAUAAAUUUUGGUAUUGCAGAGUGUUUUGCCUUUCUUGUAUGUACAAAGUGGUACAAUCCAGCAAUUCAUCGAAAUUCUCACCUUGGGGAAUCCAGCUCGUCUUCAAUGACUAUAAGAUAUCUUGACUGGAACAGAGGUUUGGUAAUAUCUUCCGAUGAAGACAGCCACCAGAACAGCAGAAUAUGCAACCUGCAGGAUAUUGGAGGACAUGUUAUGAAAAUUCCAUUUAUUUGUUUCCAGAUCAUGCUUUUCAUGCACUUAGAGGGUACACCACCUAGUGCAAGAAAUAUAUCAACUCCAGUCCUUUUCUCGCCCCUUUUGCUGCUACAAGGAGUUGGUAUUGCUCUUGCUGCAUAUAGAUUAAUUGAGAAAAUUGUUACUUUACUACAUAGUGGAGCUGGUUCUGGAAGAUACAUUGAUAUAGCAUCAAAAGUUUGUGAAUUUUUUGGGUUCUUGCACCAUGGUUCAAGGUUACUGGGUUGGUGGUCAAUUGACGAAGGAAGUAGAGAGGAACAGGCUAGGCUUUACUGUUCAGGGACAUCUGGAUAUAACACUUUCUCACCUGAUAUCGUGAAGAAAAGACCGAAGUCGGAUCUAGUUGAGGAGAUUUGGAGAUUACAAGCUGCACUCGGUGAGCAGACUGAAGUCACCAAGUACAGCCAGCAGGAGUUUGAAAGACUUCAAUAUGAAAAGAUUCUGUGUAGAGUUUGCUUUGAGGAACAGAUCAAUGUAGUCCUCCUGCCAUGUAGACACCAUGUCCUCUGCAGAACUUGCUGUGAGAAGUGCAAAAGGUGUCCAAUCUGCCGUGUUUCUAUUGAAGAGCGACUGUCGGUGUAUGAUGUCUAGUCUUCAAAUCACGUGUAGGAAGCUUGUGUAAAAUUUUCCGAAUCGUUAAAGAAUUGCUUGUGGUUUUUGAUGAAGCAAGCGUUGAGAAGCUGGCCAUUCUGGUUUCUCCAAAAGUGAUAUAAUUGUGUUAUGCCAUUCAAGAAUUGUAAAUGACUUGGUGCGCUAUUGAAUGGAUACAAUUAGUGAGUUUGA
Hibiscus syriacus is the source of this 1869-nucleotide messenger RNA. RefSeq lists its product as uncharacterized. The transcript is spliced from 14 exons. The record is from RefSeq and is a predicted model, not a curated record. Lineage: Eukaryota; Viridiplantae; Streptophyta; Magnoliopsida; Malvales; Malvaceae. The coding region runs from base 271 to 1677 and encodes 468 amino acids.